Messenger RNA from Physcomitrium patens, 2832 nucleotides. RefSeq names its product formamidopyrimidine-DNA glycosylase. NCBI's taxonomy places the organism in Eukaryota, Viridiplantae, Streptophyta, Bryopsida, Funariales, Funariaceae. Gene Ontology annotation, biological process: base-excision repair. The record is from RefSeq and is a predicted model, not a curated record. Gene Ontology annotation, molecular function: zinc ion binding; damaged DNA binding; DNA N-glycosylase activity. Gene Ontology annotation, cellular component: nucleus.
AAGACGAAGACCAAGGAGAUGGUGUUGCCGCAGGGCGGGAAUUCCAAAUUCCGGAACAGCCGGGCGCAUUUUAGGUCGCCGCGACUAGAGAGAGAGAGAGUGCGGUGAGAGAGAGAGGGGCAUAAGCAGUGGUAGUAGUAACAGUAAUCUUAGUAGCAGUAGCAGUAGGGGGUGGGGGAGAAGGGCGGGAAUCCACCCAUCGUCCACUUUCCACGUCUUCUUCUUCGACACACCGAGGGCGGUGUAAUGAUUCUCGAGCCGAGGUGGGACGAAGCGAGUCGAGGAGGAGAGGAGAGGUGAGCGCAGACGGAGGAGCUGGAAUCACUUUACUUGGGUCACAACACACACACACACACAAACACACACAGUUGUAGUAGUAGUAGUAGUAUUACUACUCCCUCCCUUUUCCCUCCUAUAUUCCCUUGUUACCACUAAAACAGCAAACCCAGAGAGGGAGAGAGAGAGAGAGAGAGGUUUCACCCUCCCUUCCCCCUUCCUCUGCCUCCAACCGUGAGCAUUUUGAACUUGCGGUGUGGUGGUGAGGAGGGCGGGCGCCAGCGUGUGUGAGGUUUUGGUUUCGCCCCGGAAGGCACUGGCUUGUCGCCGUGUCCAUCUUCAGGACGGAUUAGAGCUAGAUCACGACUUGCGGAAUCCGAGAUUGUUGCUAGAGGCGGGCAUUCUUUUUCGUGGGGGGUCCAUGCUGUUGUCGCCUCGGUGUGGUGGAUGUUGUCUGGUGUGACUUGAAACCGAGGGGCCGAGGGAUUUGUUUCGUGGGAGAAUAUUUAUGGCUGUUGUCGCGUCACCGAGGCGCUAUUGCUGCUUGUUAGCGGAAAGCGGUGCUUACUUUGGUGCUCUGGCUUGAAGGUAGAACAGGGAUCCUUGUGGGAAGGGGUUGGAGGUGUUUCUUUUCCUGGGGUUUCCCGAACGUUUGGAAGACAAGUGACUGGUUCGAGGGGAGCGGAAGUCGUAGUUUUUGUUUUUUUUGGGUAGGGGGAGGAAGAAUUUUGGAACGGGCUCGAGAUGGCUGAGCUACCAGAGGUGGAGGCGGCCAAAAGGCUGGUGAACUGCCACUGCCUUGGGGCGACGAUAGUGAAGGCCAUUGUGGACAACGACACUAAAGUUAUCGAUGGAGUGACGCCGGCUGUGCUCCAGGAAACUCUGACGGGUAAAAAGAUUGUAAGCGCCCUUCGAGAGGGCAAGCAUAUUUGGCUGCAACUCGAUUCUCGUCCGUGGCCCUCCUACCAGUUCGACACGAGCAGUGCGUUCAUUGUCAAGGGUGCCAAGGGCUCACAGUAUAGGAGCCCCAAAGUGAGCGACGAAGAAGAAGCGUUUCCGACAACUCACUCGAAAGUACUUUUGCAGCUGGACAACGGAGUGGAGGUGGCAUUUACUGACAAACUUCGCUUUGGCCGCGUACGCCUCCUUGAUAAUCCUUCGAUAGCGCCGCCCAUUUCCGAGCUAGGAUUCGAUGCCUAUCUUGAGCUUCCAAAUGCGGAGCAGUUUACUGAAGCAUUGAAAACCAAGAAAGGAUCUGUGAAAGCUCUUCUUCUUGAUCAGAGUUUUCUUUCAGGCAUAGGAAAUUGGGUGGGAGAUGAAGUGCUGUUUCAGGCAAAAAUACAUCCUGAACAGUCGGUUAAUUCAUUGACGGAGGAGCAAGUUGCCAAAUUACACACAGCCAUCAGGGAGGUUUUGGAUAAGGCGGUUUCCGUUGAUGGAGAUAAGGAGCAAUAUCCUCGAAGUUGGCUUUGUCAUCAUCUUGGGGACAAGAAGCUUGGAAUGAUUGAUGGAAAUCAGAUUGAGACGAUAAGCUUCAGCGGAAGGACGUCAGUAUUCGUUCCCAACAUACAGAAGUAUACUGGACCUGAGCUGAAAGGUGCUAAGACGAGUCAAGCUAUUGACGAGGAUGCGGUGACAGACCCUGAUUCCGACGGUGAGAAUGUAGAGGAAGUCACCGAAGGGUCAGCAGCUGAAAAAGGGGCGAGCGGGGUGAAAACGGGCGUCACCGAAACACCGAAGCGUGGCAGGGGAAGACCUCCGAAAAACAAAGGCGACAGCUCAGCUAAGAGUCAUGCGACCGCCAGUCCUGCUGCGGCUCCAGGAGCAAAGAAGCGGGGUAGACCUCCGAAGCUGAAAACUCCCUCUCGCGCUAGCGAUGGAGAGGAAGGUGGAAAGGAUAGUGAGCCUGCCAAACGAAGAGGCCGACCUCCGAAGGCAAAAACAGAUGCUUCUAAGGAAUCAGUCAGCAAGUCUUCGGAAGAGGCUCCUGCCUCGGGAGGCAAGGGUGGCAAGCCGGCUGCAGGUGAAGCUGAUCUAGCUAGUCCUCUAACCCCGAAACGCAGGGGUAGGCCACCGAAGGCUAAACCUGAAGCUGCAGAAGAGGUGGAAGUUGCGAAGAAGGCCAAAGUAGAGGAGGCUGGUGCUACACCAAAGCGUAGAGGUCGGCCUCCGAAGGUUAAAUCUGAAGCUGAGGGUGAAGAUGACUCGGUAGAGGCUCAAACACAGUUUGCCGAAGCCGCCGCUACGACGCCAACGCCGAAGAAGAGAGGCCGUCCACCAAAGGCGAAAUCGUCCAGCUGACAAAUUUGAUAUCUUUUUAGAUGCAGCCUUUUGACUAGCUAGGUUGUCAUUUUAAAGUGGCUCUUUGCUGGUGAAGUGUGCAUGUUUAUUUACUGGUGCAUUGACUCUUCCAGCUCAAUUUUGCUGUAUUUGUUGUUGCUCACACCCGUAGUGUAGUGGACAUUUGUUGUUGCACACAUCGAGUUGUAGACGUUCUAUAUUGUAAUCAGUGACAGUGUUGAGAGUUUUAUCUACUUGUGUUUUUUCGUGCCUUCA